Messenger RNA from Castor canadensis (American beaver), 1525 nucleotides. RefSeq names its product THAP domain containing 7 (gene Thap7). Gene Ontology annotation, cellular component: nucleus. Gene Ontology annotation, biological process: regulation of DNA-templated transcription. NCBI's taxonomy places the organism in Eukaryota, Metazoa, Chordata, Mammalia, Rodentia, Castoridae. The record is from RefSeq and is a predicted model, not a curated record.
CCCACCCCUCGGGGCGUGCGCCACCCACUCCCGAGUCUCUAUGGUACCAACUUCCGCCGCGAGCCACUCCUCGCGAGACUUCGGCGGCGCAGCAAUGGCGAGACAAUGCCGCGUCACUGCUCCGCCGCCGGCUGCUGCACACGGGACACGCGCGAGACGCGCAACCGCGGCAUCUCCUUCCACAGACUUCCCAAGAAGGACAACCCGAGGCGCGGCUUGUGGCUGGCCAACUGUCAGCGGCUGGACCCCAGCGGCCAGGGCCUGUGGGACCCAGCCUCUGAGUACAUCUACUUCUGCUCCAAACACUUCGAAGAGAACUGCUUUGAGCUGGUGGGAAUCAGUGGUUAUCACAGGCUGAAGGAAGGGGCAGUUCCCACCAUAUUUGAAUCUUUCUCCAAGUUGCGCCGAACAACCAAAGCCAAGGGGCACAGUUACCUUCCUGGCCCACCUGAUAUCAGCCGACUCCAGCGAUGCAGAAAGCGCUGCUCUGAAGGCCGAGGGCCCACAACUCCAUUUUCUCCACCUCCUCCUGCUGAUGUCACCUGCUUUCCUGUGGAGGAGGCCUCAGCACCUGCCACACCUGCCACUUUACCUGCCUCCCCAGCUGGGAGGCUGGAGCCUGGCCUUAGCAGCCCCUUCUCAGACCUUUUGGGCCCCCUAGGGGCCCAGGCAGAUGAAGCAGGCUGUAGUGCUCAGCCCUCACCAGAGCGGCAACCCUCCCCUCUUGAGCCACGGCCGGUCUCUCCAUCAGCCUACAUGUUGCGCCUGCCGCCACCUGCUGGAGCAUACAUCCAGAAUGAGCACAGCUACCAAGUGGGCAGUGCCCUGCUCUGGAAGAGGCGAGCUGAAGCAGCCCUUGAUGCCCUGGACAAGGCCCAGCGCCAGCUGCAGGCCUGUAAGCGGCGGGAGCAGCGGCUGCGGCUGCGACUGACCAAACUGCAACAGGAACGGGCACGGGAGAAGCGGGCACAGGCAGAUGCCCGCCAGACUCUGAAGGAGCAUGUGCAGGACUUUGCCAUGCAGUUGAGCAGCAGUAUGGCUUGAGCCCACCAAGGCUUGGGCUUCUUCCUCAGAAUCGCCUGGAGUGGAAACUGAUCAGAACUCACCCACCAGACCCUCCAGAUGCUACAAUAAAGUGGAUUCUAGAGAGGCCCUGCUGUCCGACUCAGCUGAGCAUACCAUCUUUUCCCCCCAGACAGUGGCCACAAGUCCUAGAGAGCUCAGACUUUUGGCUGCCAGGUGCUUAGGUAUUUGUUCUUAUUUAAGUGCCACACAGGUAGACAGGUGGCAACUACUCUGCCUGUGUAAGUCCAUGCCCCAACAGCGUUCUCUGAAGGUACAGAAUAGGAUCAGCAGGCAGUGCCUGACACCCCUUUCCUCGAGUCCUAAAACAGUCUCAACUUAAGCAAGCUAGCCACUCUGAAACUGUUCAUAAAACCUAGUCCAGACAAUACUGGGGAUUGAACCAGUACUGGGUUCAACAGGGCCUUGUCCAUGCCUAGGCCAGUGCCCUGAAUUAUGCCCU